Schistocerca piceifrons (Central American locust) is the source of this 2389-nucleotide messenger RNA. RefSeq lists its product as uncharacterized. The record is from RefSeq and is a predicted model, not a curated record. The coding region runs from base 1313 to 2389 and encodes 358 amino acids. The transcript has 7 exons. Lineage: Eukaryota; Metazoa; Arthropoda; Insecta; Orthoptera; Acrididae.
UUUGCUGUCGAUUGUGAUAAGCUUAACUGUAUCACUGAACUGUUCACUGUAACACACUCUCUGCUCUACCUUCCUAAAGAAUCCGACUCCCGUUAUACUGUUUCCUGCUACUGUUCAUAUUACCAUAAUGGCAGCCCAAAAUACGACAGUCCCGCCCCGCAGCAGAACCCAUGCAUAGAGACCUGCACCGGUGCCUGGUCACCUACACAGCCUUGCACGACGAUCCCCAGUCGACGUUCGAAACCUGUGCUCGCCGGUGAACACAAGCCCACUCCACUGAUCCAGAUUCCGUUUCACGUGUCCCCUUAGGCAAUUUCUUCGCACUCCAAGGUCCCAGAUAGUUUUUUAUUGUUGUUCGUAGUGGUCGCCUAGUGACCACAUUCAUCGAGUGAAACUGGAUACUUACUGACUGUGUCGACGAGCCUCCGAGUUGACACCAAACUGAGGGAGUACUUUUACAGAUAGAGACUCCAGCAAAACACAAGCGGAAGUGAGCCCACAGAGUUCUACCUCCAUGAUACAGAGGCACACAGGCAGUCAUAUGUGCCCCUGGAUAGGACCAAAAUUUCCUGCAGCUACUUCCUUAAUUACCUUGGUGUCUCCCUCUUCCCGUCACUGUCAUUUAUGCAGCACUGCGCGGACCUGUGAAAGUCGUUUGGUUCUAUCCUAAAUCAACUGCACUACAUUCUUGCAAAAAAAACUGGGGAGGAAAUGUAAACAAACAAAACAACGCUGCAAUUUGUCUUGGUUAUUGAGCUGUCGCAUAUUGUGCUAAAGCGUGGGAGAAUGGCACUCACACAGUUAAGACGUAAGGAGCCAUGUUGACUCUUAAUGACAUUGCUACAACAGCUCCCACUUAGGGGUUGCAUGUUCUGUCAAAUUUUGUCCCUGCUAAUCUCACAAUCAAGGAUGCCAAGGUACUAAUUCCUAAGACAGGGUGCAAUAAGUAUUCAGUCCAAUUGAGUAAGGUAGCGCAGUAUGGUCUUUCUUGUCACGAAAGACCAAGAUUCAACCUCAUCCAAAUGGCACGAGAGAGACAUGGCAACGUCUUGAAAUCGUGGUAUUAUAGUGGAAGUGCUGCUCGUGACUAUGGCGCCGAGGAGCAGACGGUGAGCCAUGUUGUGGGGGAGCGCCCACUCCAUGCCUUUGAAGGCGGUCUGCUGUGCUUGUCCAUCAUAGUUCUGGCUAAUUGUUUGUAUGUGAAUUCUUGUAUUUCAUCAGAAAUGAUCAGUUCGCCAGAAUAUGUUAGCAGACUCGCAUACCAGCCGUGAUGUACGCAACAAUUCCUGUCUGACACCUCGAUUCGUCUCUAAUGGGCUGGCGACCUCCAUCAAUGGGAAACGUAAAAGCUGGAGAAGGGUUGAACAACAUGGAAUGGAACGUGACAGCGCUGCAAGCGGAUGAUCUGAGGCAUCAUAUCCUGUCCCAGUCAGCGCAUGCUGUUCGACGCAUCACAAGAGCCACGGCCAGCAGGGUGAGAUGUGAGUGGGAGCGUCAUAAUCAGUUUAAGUGGAGGAAUAAACCUGGACUGCAGGUCCAGGCGGCUGUUUUCCGGGAGCGACUCUCCAGCUACUGGCGGGACUUGGCGCAGCUGCUCUCACUCGGUGCCACGCACGCCUCGCAGCUGUUGGUUCCCCUCGCAUUCGAACGAAUGGGUAACCACGCAAGUGAUCAGCAACUCCACGGUUGGAUUAAGGACAUGGAACGUGUGAAAGACAUGCUGCGCACGAAAUUAACCGGAUGGGUACAUGACAUGCAAUUAGCCAGCAAACAGGUGGAGCACUACGAGAUGGAAGAAGACAAGGACGGGCCAGGGAACUUGAUAAUCAGGCGGCCGCUGUUGAGUGAACGCCUGCUGCGCUAUCAGCCGUGGAGCCUCUCCUCUGACGACGACUUCAGUGCGCUGUGCAAGGAGCGGCAGCCAGAGGCGUCGCAAAUGUUCAGCCUCGCUGACGAACUGUACGCCUUCCAUCGUGUCUCCUGGUACAAUGCAGCUGACUACAUCUGUUCAUUCUACGAAGAUGACUUCAAGAUUGUAGACGAGGAGUGGCAGCUGGAGGACAGAAGCCACGAUACGCUCUCCGUGGACACUGACUGCGUGCAGCUGUUGGUGAACGCCCUGGACCACCCCACGUGUCCGCUGGAAGACCUGCCACUGGAAGCCGUGAAGCAGCGCGAGCGGUGCCGCGAGCAGCUGUGGGACGACGUGGUGCAGAGGUCGCCCCACAUACCCGUCACCAGCUACCUGGCCUACACGCAGAGGAUAAACGUCAACCUCUGUCUGCUGGCCUGGAUGGCGGUCAACUCGUACGGCAUUUGUCAGGACGUCCCAUGUAUUCUUGUGUUCGCCAUCUCAGGCUUCCUAACCAGCUACUACCUGCUGAAGUAA